GACGGGAAGGCGGGUUAGCAUGGUCGAGAAUUUUGGCAACACAGACCUGGCCCUUGAGGCCUGAGGCCUGAAGAACAUACCUUCUAGUUGUCCCCUAUAACUCUCAAGAUACUAUCAGCCACCAAUUAUCCAUCAUACACAUCAUGUGGUCCUGGGACACGCUGCCAAAUUCGCAUGCCCAACGCAAGUUCAUCGAACUUAUACUGGAAUGUAUCCAAACUAGGACCCGCUCUCGGAGAUUCCAGUUGGGUCAUACGGAAGUAUCGACAAAGCCACGGGCAAUUUGAUCAUCCAAGGUUCUAUAUAUCAGAUGAUUUCAAGCAUCAUCUUCUCGAUGCAGGUAUCAACAUUGAGUCUGGCGAGCACCUUCCCGAAGAAUGUCCAGAGGAGUCUGAAUUCAUAACUUGGUCUGAAAAUGUGAAAAAAAUCAAAUUGAAUGUCGAUUCUCAAACAGGUAUUCCUGAGAUUGCCACAGCUGCAAUCAAAGGGACAUGGCAAGUUAAGAAAGGCACCACUGGCGCUGUCCUGCUCAUGAAUAAGCCUCGCAUGAAACGCAUUACUUCAGACGUCCUGGGGAAGCUCGCGACACUCCGGCUCUUUCAAUCCACGUGCCUCGUUACCAAAGCCGUCUAUUGCCCUGCCUUCUCCAUGUACCUUUCAGAUACAAGCGGUGAAAGUUUCUCUACUCCCCUUUAUAUGAACUUUUGCAUGCGAGGCGCCCUCGUCAUAGGCGAGCGACACCAUCCCCAGUACGCACAGGUGAAAUGUUUCACUCCCGUCCCGUGGGUGCCUCUUGGUGAGGAUGGCACAGAGGUGCCGAUAUACAUCCGGAGUAAGGAACGAAUGUAGUGUUUGGGGUAAUCAGAAGAACUUGUAUCAUAUUGUAAUUUUAGGUCGUAAGUACACUCGACAAGCAAAGACCGCAUUGUAAAAUUUACAUUACAAGUUACAACACAUGUAAGCUGAUGGAAUAUCACAUCGUCAUCUUCAAUAUUGUACUAAUGAACGGCAUCUCUGGGACUUCGUGCGUGCACGAACGAGUUGCAGCAUC
Molecule: messenger RNA, 1051 nt
Organism: Suillus plorans
Lineage: Eukaryota; Fungi; Basidiomycota; Agaricomycetes; Boletales; Suillaceae
Exons: 5
Coding region: 175-849 (224 amino acids)
Source: RefSeq, a predicted model, not a curated record